Molecule: messenger RNA, 2344 nt
Organism: Anolis sagrei ordinatus
Lineage: Eukaryota; Metazoa; Chordata; Lepidosauria; Squamata; Anolidae
Gene: MSLN
Product: mesothelin
Biological process (GO): cell-matrix adhesion
Cellular component (GO): cell surface
Source: RefSeq, a predicted model, not a curated record
AGCUUUAAUUUCUUUGUUUUGUCUUUCUAGGAUAAAUAGGUUCCGUCAUGCGAAGGGAAGCCUUUGCAAUAAUGCUGCAUCUGCUCAGCUUCUUUCUUAUAAUCGGCUGGACAACGGCCACCUUUUCUAGUCCUGAGCUGGAAUUCCCAGCUGCUGUGUUUCCCAAUGAAGUCAAGGAAACCUCUGAUUUUGACAGCCUGUCUCCUUCCAUCCUCCGUGACUUUCCUUGUGCAACACUGGCCCAGUUGGAUGACAUAAGAGUCCAGCAAUUUGCCCGGGCUUUGAAGCGGAAGGACGUUCGGCUGAGAAGAGACCAGCUGAGCUGCCUUGCCGAGAGGUUGACGCUCGAUGGGAUCCUCAAGGAUUUCGACGAAUUCCCGAAGGACUUGAUUCUUUUUGUAAGUCCUUUAGAUUACGCUGGAAGCUGUGAAGAGCACAUCAGCCGCAUUGGGAAAGCCAACCUGGAAUUGCUGGAGAAAGGUUCUCCGGAAAGAACACGGCUGCUUUCUGAGGGUUUGUCUUGCCUGAAGAUCAGCGGUGUCCAAGUAACCAAGGAAGAGGCUGAAGUUUUGGGAGGCCUUGUUUGUGACCUCGGUGCGGAUUAUAUUGUGGCCUCUGGCAUAAAUUUGCUAAAAGAGUUGAAUCGAUGCCCCUCCUUUACUCUGGAUCAAAUCAAAGCCAUCCGAGACGUCCUUCGAAAAGGAGACGCCCCAUUAGGGCCUCCUUCCGAGUGGUCCUCUUCCACCUUAAAUGAGCUGACGGGCUUGAUCCGUACAUUUGAUCCCAACAUCCUGCAAAUGAUCCCAAAGGACGUUUUAAUCCCAUGGCUGAAACAGUAUGCAGAGCGUUUUCACAUGCCACGAAAACAGCUUCAGUCUUUGGUCCAGGUGUUUUGGUCCAAGCUCCAAUCAUCCAGGCAGAAACGUGACACAGGAGAAUGCCCACCAGACCAAACUAUAACCGAUGAGAUGCUGAAGGACGAGUUACUGCCGAUUUGGUAUUCGCCAGAGGAUUUAAAAGCAUGUCUGAAAGGCCAAAGGCUGGUGGAGAGUCUCCCAACAAUCUCGUCCUAUGCUUUCACUUAUGACCAACUGCUGGCAUUGAAACAGAAUCUGGACCAGGAGUUUCCAAAUGGAUAUCCCUCCAGCCUUCUCCCCAACAUGGGAUUCUUGAUGCCUGUCACAAAUGAAGAAGAUAUUAAAAAAUGGAACUACACUUCACCCGAAACACUCAAUUCUUUGUUGAGCGUCUUACCUGAAGAUGACAUGGCCAAGUUGCUCAUUGAGCGGUACGUCGAUUCCGGAGGUCCAAUGAACGGCACGGCUUUGGAUGCCAUAGGAACAAGAUAUGCGUGCCUCCUGACUCAGGAACAGCUCAAUCGGAUAGACGAAAACGCCCUCAAGACGGCUACUCAGUUUAACCCUUCCAAAUGUUCCCAACCCAUUUUGGAGAACCUCUAUCCGAAAGCCAAGCGAGCCUUUUCCGACCGACACAACGAAUUUCCCGCUUAUUAUAAAUUCAUUCAGCCGUACCUGGGAGGAGCACCCGCUGAAGACCUCAGGGCACUGAGCAAAAAUAAUGUCAACAUGGACAUCGAGACAUUCGAGAGACUGAAAAAAGAAUCUGUUUUGCCUUUAACUGUCAAAGAUGUCAGAGCCUUGCUAGGAACCAACCUGAAACAACUCCCAGAUCACAAAGACAACCCGACCAUCAGGGCCUGGAUCCACAAUCAGAAGCAGUCUGACCUGGACAGCCUUGCGAUCGCACUCUCAGGCGGCCUUCCCAAUGGGUACAUUAAUAUUCCCCGUCUCUCUCGGCGCAAGAAGCGGGAGAUUUAAAACCCAAGGCAGAAGAGACCAGAAGGCAAAGAAAACUCCAGAACAAAGGUCCAACACCCUGUAAGGAUGGCCCCAAUUAAUCUUCUCUUGUCCCCAUUUCUCUCCUCCUUUCUUUCAUUGCUGCAAAUCAGUUAAAAGUGCAAAAAAUAGUUUAACUUUGCAAGAGGGAGAGGAUCAGAGGGCAGAAUUUCUCCCUUCCCAGUUGGCUCAGGCAAAAGCAAAACACUGCAGGCCUCUCCUUGCUUCCUUCCUUCCUUUUCCUAUCUUAAUGACACUCUGAUGUCACUUGGCCACAUGGGCCCCACAGUGUGUCUACAUUAUAGAAUUAAUGCAGUUUGACUCCACUUUAACCUGCCCAGCUCAAUGCAAUGCAUCCCCAUUCAAUAAUCCACUAUUUAAAAAGAACGAGGGGCUGACUGUGCUCCGGAAGGGGAUGAUAGACCUCAUCAACCAGAAAUUGGGACGUUUCCCUGCUGCAUUGUUAUCCAGCAAUAAAAGCUUCUGAU